CCGUUGUAUUGCUAUCUCAACGGCACGUAUUCCACGGCGGCACAGCGCUUUGUCCCCUACCAAAAACCUGAACGUUAAGCUCUCGACCUCCGUGACAAGCCGCAAGAAAGUAGUGGAGAGAAUGUGGAAGCUGACGCAGCGAUUGCAGCCGCAUAUCAAUCCGACCCGAUGGAUGGUCCGAAACUUCCGAAGCGGAGUAGCUGGAGAAGCCACUGGUCUCUACGGCUUCGAUCAUCUUAAGACUCCCAAAGGAUUUCAGCGCUUCGUCGCUGAUGCCAUUGAAAGGUCUGGAGAGUUGGUGAGCUACAUAUCAGGAAUGCCUUCGUCUCCAGAGAUUAUUAAAGCCAUGGAUGAGAUUUCAGAUACAGUCUGUUGUGUUGUUGACUCUGCUGAACUCUGUAGACAAACCCAUCCUGACAGGGAAUUUGUUGAGGCAGCUCAUAAAGCAGCAAUGGAAAUGAAUGAUUAUCUACAUCAUCUUAACACAAACCAUACUUUGUAUGCUGCGGUAAAAAAAGCAGAGCAAGAUUCCAACUUGCUUACCGCAGAAGCAGGUAGGACCGCGCAUCAUCUCCGAAUGGACUUUGAACGCGGAGGCAUUCAUCUAGACCCUGAGAAGCUAGAUAAAGUGAAUAACUUAACAACCAACAUAUUUCAGCUAUGCAGCGAGUUCAGUGAGAAUAUUGCUGAUGAUCCAGGACAUGUUGAUGUAUUUCCAGCAUCACGCAUCCCUCGACAUCUGCAUCAUCUUCUCAACCCUAUCUACCGAUCCACUUCACAGGUUCUGAGAGGGUCUAAAAGAUCAGCUCAUAGCUCGAAAGAGAAAGGAGUUCGAAUAACUACUGAUUCACGAACACUUGCUUCCGUUUUGCAAUGGACAUCAGAUGAAGAGGUUAGGAAGAUGGUAUAUAUUCAAGGGAACUCUGUUCCUCACGCAAAUCACGGAGUUCUUGAGAAGCUAAUUGCUUCACGCCAUGAGCUUGCACAGAUGAUGGGGUGUAAUUCUUUCGCUGACUUUAUGGUCGAGCCAAACCUAGCAAAAUCACCAAAGGUUGUGACAUCAUUCUUACAAGAACUGAGCAAGACAGUCAAACCGAAGGCGGACGAAGAAUACAUAGCCAUUAGAGACUUUAAAAGAGAGAAAUGUGGUGAUAAUUCUGCAGCAUUAGAGCCAUGGGAUGAAACUCACUAUACUUCAAUGAUGAAAUCCUCCGUUAAUGAUGUGGACACGGCUGUUGUAGCAUCGUAUUUUCCUCUGCCUCAGUGUAUUGAAGGCCUUAAAGUUCUUGUUGAAUCGUUGUUUGGUGCAACAUUCCACACUGUUCCUCUGGCCCCAGGUGAAUCUUGGCACCCAGAUGUGAUUAAAAUGUCUCUUCAUCACCCAGACGAGGGUGAUCUCGGAUAUCUUUACCUUGACUUGUACUCAAGAAAAGGCAAGUACCCUGGUUGUGCUAGCUUUGCAAUCAAAGGAGGACGCAAGAUCUCUGAGACUGAAUAUCAACUUCCUGUUUUGGCUCUUGUUUGCAAUUUUUCACGAGCUCGUGAUUCUUCAGUGGUUAAGCUUAAUCACUCUGAAGUUGAAGUUUUGUUCCACGAAUUCGGCCAUGCUCUUCACUCUCUGCUCUCACGAACGGAGUACCAACAUUUUUCCGGUACACGAGUAGCUCUUGACUUAGCAGAAAUGCCUUCAAAUCUGUUUGAGUACUACGCUUGGGACUAUCGCCUCCUGAAGAGAUUUGCACGGCAUUACUCAACCGGUGAGACAAUGCCCGAGAAGUUAGUGAACUCAUUACAAGGUGCGAGGAACAUGUUUGCAGCAACUGAACUACAACGCCAGGUGUUUUAUGCAUUGGUCGACCAAAUGCUAUUUGGAGAACAACCAGAGACAGCAAGAGACGUGAGCCAGCUCGUUGCUGAGCUGAAACGGGAACACACGAGCUGGAACCAUGUCGAAGGAACACAUUGGCAUAUUCGAUUCAGUCACCUACUUAACUAUGGAGCAGGGUACUAUAGCUACUUAUACGCCAAGUGCUUUGCGUCGACGAUAUGGCAAUCAAUAUGUGAAGAGGAUCCGCUUUCGUUGAGCACGGGGACAUUGCUCAGAGAGAAGUUCUUCAAACAUGGAGGAGCCAAAGAUCCAGCUGAGCUUCUCAAGGAUCUUGCAGGCAAAGAGAUCAUUAGUGUGCAUGAGGAGCUGAGACUGAACGAGAAUGCGUUUCUUCUUGUAUGGCUUGGGCUUGGUAUCGUCAUCCUCGUCGAAGGGAUUGUUCUUGCCUCUUCAGGAUUCCUCCCCGAAGAGUUGGAUAAGUUGUUUGUGAAGUAUGUGUACCCAGUGUUCACUCCAUCGGUUGGAUUAUUUGUGGCUGGGACUACUGCAUAUGGUGUUCUCAAGUACAUACAAAACGAGAAACUCAAGGAUCAAAAGUGAGACAAGUACAUGAUUGAUUGAUUGAGAAGGUUUUGGUGUUAAAGGUUUUAGUGUAAGUGGUCCUGUUGCAAGUGGAGUGUAAGUGAUACUCUUAAGAUGGUUUUCACUUUUGCUUAUGCAAAUCGAAAAAGAAGAGUUUGUGUAUUGAUCUGAACCUUAGUCAUUUGUAUAUGGAGAGAUUUUUGUUUAUGUAAAAUUAAAAUCAGUUGUGCCAUUAUCAUUUUAUUUUCCUAAAUAAAUAUCAAGAGUCUUUUUGCCAUGAACACCAGAGAACAG
Molecule: messenger RNA, 2704 nt
Organism: Thlaspi arvense
Lineage: Eukaryota; Viridiplantae; Streptophyta; Magnoliopsida; Brassicales; Brassicaceae
Source: the annotation of a GenBank genome assembly